Messenger RNA from Suillus subalutaceus, 2298 nucleotides. RefSeq lists its product as uncharacterized. The record is from RefSeq and is a predicted model, not a curated record. The transcript is spliced from 5 exons. Lineage: Eukaryota; Fungi; Basidiomycota; Agaricomycetes; Boletales; Suillaceae. The coding region runs from base 1 to 2298 and encodes 765 amino acids.
AUGCCCAAAGUGUGGGAGAACAUUUACGAAGGAGAGCAGCGUCGCUCGACACCUGAGCCAUUCACCGAAGUCGUUCCUCCCCAGCGUCGCGCAGGGGAUGAUACCAACAGCAUCCCGGAAGUUUACGAUGGGGAUCACUGGCACGAUAACAUCGACGAUGAAUUCAGAAUGUUUGAGGAAUCGCUGGAGGAAGAGUAUGAUGGCGCGGGGGCCUGUUACUCCCAAGACGGCUCGACCUUCCUGGAUUUAUUUGACGCCGAUGAAUACGCAGAAUGCAGGGUAGACAACCUCUACUAUCCGUUCGCAUCCAAAGAAGAGUGGGAAAUUGCCGAUUAUCUCCUGCGCUCGUCCCUCAGCAUGGCAGCAAUAGAUGAAUUUUUGAAGCUUUCAAUGAUCCAAAGAUUGCAUCUUUCGUUCAAAAACGCCAAAGAACUACGAAGCCGUGCUGAAAUGCUCCCUAGCGGACCAAGUUGGAAAUGCCAGACUAUCUCCUCCAUCCAUCCUACCAAGUCUCCAAUCCGACUCUUUUGGAGGGACCCCGUGGAAUGCUUGGAGAGCCUUUUCAGCAAUCCAUUGUUUCACGACAAGCUUGAUUUCAUCCCUCGCCGCGUUUACAAAACAGCAGAGCGGCUUUUGCGUGUAUAUUCGGAAUGGUUAACAGGAGAUUCCGCUUGGGAAAUGCAAACACGACUUCCCAGAGGUGCUACAGUUCUCGGCACCGUUCUUUCAUCUGACAAAACCAACAUCACCACCAUGACUGGUGCCAGGGUUGCCCACCCUCUUCUUCUAGGCCUCGCCAAUAUCCGCAUGUGUACCCGCACAAAACUCUCGUCUAAGGCUUUCCUGCUCACGGCUCUCCUUCCAAUUCCAAAGUAUCUACAUCCCAAUCAACGAAUGCGGGGCAUGCUUGAAGACCGUCUCGUCCAUGAAUGCCUUUCGAUCGUUCUGAAGCCAUUGAUGAAAGCUGCUGAAGUCAGGAUUAUGAUGUCCGAUCCGGUAGGAAACGUCCGCCAUUGCUUUACCCCUCUCGCAGCAUACAUUGUUGAUACCCCAGAGGCGGCCAUGCUUGCAUGUGUGCGCGGAAAGACCUCUCCUUUCACCAUGGCCUCGUAUUUGCAGUUUGGGGAUAAUUUCCGGCACCCUGCUCGUACGCGCUCCAUCACUCUUGGACAGCUCGCUGGUAUUACGGUCAAUCCUGAUGACCUGGAGGCUUAUUUUGAGGCUUGUGCUGACUCGCGGCUGAACGGCGUCCAUGCACCAUUCUGGAUGGAUUGGCCGCUUGCAGAUCCCUCCAUUUUUCUGACGCCAGAAUCAUUGCACCACUGGCACAAAGAAUUUUACGACCACGAUCUUCAGUGGUGUAUCGUGGUCGUUGGAGCUCAGGAACUAGAUUUUCGAUUCUCGAUAUUACAGCCGACUACUGGUUAUCGCCACUUUUCUGGCGGAAUAUCUAAACUGAAACAAGUUACAGCCCCUCGUCGUUUUGUCAUCGCGAUCCGUGCGCUCAUGGAUCUUCGUUACCUAGCGCAGUGUCCUGCACCCGAUGACAAUCUCUUGGCGUGUAUCGACCGAUCUUUGUCGACUUUUCACGAACACAAAGAUGUUAUCUUGACCUUAGGCGCACGGAUGGGGACAAAGAGGCCUAUUGAAAAUUGGUAUAUUCCUAAGCUUGAGCUCCUACAGAGCAUCACUUCCAGCACGCGCAAAGUCGGCGCCCUCAUACAGUGGUCUGCAGACGCUACCGAGCAUGCACACAUUUCUGAAAUCAAGGAACCUGCACGGCAAACGAAUAACAAUGAUUAUGACCCACAGAUCUGUCGUCAUCUUGAUCGGGAGGAGAAGUUGCGACGUUUCGCAAUUGCCACAUCGCUCAAGAACCAUCCCGCAUCCCAUGAUCCCAAUUUUAGGGCCGAAGACAUUCUUGAAGAGGACGACCUGGACGAUGGAGAUGAACAGGAAACGAACGAUCCGCGAACGGCACUGCUCGAGGAGAUGAACCACACUCGUGUUGCGACCGAUUAUUUCCGCAAAGCCAGGCAAAUGGCUACUGCAAGAUGCGAUUCCAGUAUCCCUCAUCGAACGUUUAUUGCUGAAAACACUGCCAUCCACCUCAACUUCAGUCCAUCUCGCUCGGGAGUCAAACUUGAUGAUGUCAGUACUGACUUCAACUUACCGGAUCUGCAUGUUGCGCUUUCGAGCUUCUUACAGCAUGACGCGCGAGAGAGAGGAAUAGUUCAUGGGGUGGGGGGGUCCAAGACAGAGACCGUCUAUCGAUCGUCCACCAAUCCUUCCAUUUGA